Molecule: messenger RNA, 908 nt
Organism: Mandrillus leucophaeus (drill)
Lineage: Eukaryota; Metazoa; Chordata; Mammalia; Primates; Cercopithecidae
Product: pregnancy-specific beta-1-glycoprotein 5-like
Exons: 3
Coding region: 168-908 (246 amino acids)
Biological process (GO): signal transduction; regulation of immune system process
Cellular component (GO): cell surface; plasma membrane
Molecular function (GO): protein tyrosine kinase binding
Source: RefSeq, a predicted model, not a curated record
GAGGUGUCCUGGGCACAGACCCCGCCCAUGAGCCUGAGAAGUGCUCCUGCCGCGGGAAGAGGCUCAGCACAGAAGGAGGAAGGACAGCACAGCUGACAGCCGUGCCCAGAAAGUUUCUGGAUCCCAGGCUCAUCUCCACACAGGAGAACACGCAGGCAGCACAGGCCAUGGGGCCCCUCUCAUCCCCUCCCUACACACUGCACAUCACUUGGAAGGAGCUUCUACUCACAGUAUCACUUUUAAUCAUCUGGAACCCACCCACCACUGCUCAAGUCACAAUUGAAGCCCAGCCAACCAAAGUUUCCGAGGGGAAGGAUGUUCUUCUACUUGUCCACAAUUUGCCCCAGAAUCCUACUGGCUACAGCUGGUACAAAGGGCAAAUAACAGACAUCCACCAUUACAUUACAUCAUAUGUAAUAGACACUGAAAUGAUUGUAUUUGGGCCUGCAUACAGUGGACGAGAAACAGUAUAUUCCAAUGCAUCCCUGCUGAUCCAGAAUGUCACCCAGAAUGACACAGGAUCCUACACCAUAGAAAUCAUACAGCGAGGUGAUACCACUAAAGGAGUAACUGGACAUUUCACCUUAUACCCGGAGCUGCCCAAACCCUACAUCACCAGCAACAACUUCAACCCCAUGGAGAAUGAGAAUGUUGUAGCCUUAACCUGUGAACCUAAGACUCAGGGUUACACCUACUUGUGGAGGGUAAAUGGUCAGAGCCUCCCGGUCAGUUCCAGGCUAAAGCAACCUGGUAAAAACAGGAUCCUCAUUGUACCCAAUGUCACAAGGAAUGACACAGGACCCUAUGAAUGUGAAAUAUGGGACCGAGUUGGUAGCAUCCCCAAUGACGCAAUCACCCUGGAUGUCCUUUGUCUCUUUGGUUCCUCUGUGGGCCAGGCCACCAGCUAA